Molecule: messenger RNA, 3442 nt
Organism: Marmota flaviventris (yellow-bellied marmot)
Lineage: Eukaryota; Metazoa; Chordata; Mammalia; Rodentia; Sciuridae
Gene: Mthfsd
Product: methenyltetrahydrofolate synthetase domain containing
Cellular component (GO): cytoplasm
Molecular function (GO): nucleic acid binding
Source: RefSeq, a predicted model, not a curated record
CUGGCAGAGGUGACACCUAAGGAGACUUAAGGGAGAGAGACAUGGGCGGGCGUGUCAUGGCCAGCAACCGUGUUCAGCCACCUUUGGGGUUGAAGUGAGGCUGGGUGGGCAUGAGGCUGAGUGGUCAGAAGGGCCUUCGCCUACAGCAGCUCCCGCAGCACACCUGGAUGGAGGCUCAGCAGAGGAGGGGAGCAUUCAGCCUGCUCCGAGGCACAGCUGCUGCUGGAGCUGGGCCUGGGGGAGUAAGAGCUUGGGGGACAGAGCACAGAACUUCCCAGCAGCAGCUGGCGUGUGCAAAGAUUCCAGCCACGAGGAACAAGCCAAGUGCUGGGCUCUGCCAGCAAAGCUCAGUCAGGUCUUCGGAGUGUGCCACGCAGGCUGACAGUGGCCAGGCCCCAGCCCUCUCUCUAGAGAUGCGUGCCCCCUGAGCUCACUGGAGUCUGUUGGAAUGGGCUCCAGGAGGCUCCAGGGCCUGGCUGUGAGGACACUCGUGUGCACACUGUGCCCAGGAGGUUCAGUCUGGGCCUCAUGCUUAGAGUCCGCACGCACAGUUUUGGAUGGUGAUGUAAAUAGGGAGGUCACAGAAGGUCGAAAAGCAGAUCCCCCCUCAGUGGCGUCUGCCUGGGUCAAUGUCGGCCUCUCCCUGAGGUAGGGUGCUUUGGACAAAAAAAGCACGCGUGUUUCCCACACACCUAUUCAGACUAAUCUGCAAGGACAUUUUUUAAGUUAAAAACAAUGACAGCUCUAUGUAUCAUUUGUCACCAUUGACAGAAAGACAGUGGAGGCUUUGGUAGCAGCACCUCCUUGUGUGCAGGCCGAGCUAGCAGGAGGGGUUCACAGGAAGAAGUGUCAUGCUCAUGGCCCCCCGGGGCGGGACUGGUACCUGAAUCUUGUCUGGUGUGGUCAUGAGCUCCAUAUAGCGUCCUUCUCGGGGUUGGGGAGGUGUCAGGGUGGCCAGGUGCAACUCGACCUGGGGCCAUGUGUGCCAUGGAGUCCUUUUAUUUCAUCAACGAGUCACAGGUCUUUGUUGCCGUAGGUGGCUCCAAACAGGACAUUCGUGAACGAAUUUGGGACUACAUGGAGUCAGAAAAUGUAGCUGACUUUCCCCGGCCUGUUCAUCACAGGAUCCCCAACUUUAAGGGCGCCUCUCGUGCCGCGGAGCACUUCCCGCGUUUGCAGGUGUUCAGAACAGCCAGGACCAUCAAAGUGAAUCCCGACGCUCCCCAGAAGAAUGCGCGCUUCCUGGUCCUGGAUAGCAAAAAAACCUUGCUGGUUCCAACGCCCCGGCUGAGAACAGGAUUGUUUAAUAGGAUCACACCUCCUCCUGGAGCCAACAAAGAGAUGUUGAGAAAAUGUGCCACCUCCCAGGGGGUGAGGGACUUCAGUGUGCCCGUCGGCUUGGAUUCCAGAGUCCUUGUGGAUCUAGUUGUCGUGGGAUCUGUUGCUGUGUCUGAAAAAGGCUGGAGGAUUGGGAAGGGAGAAGGUUACGCUGACCUUGAAUACGCCAUGAUGGUGUCGAUGGGAGCCGUCCACGAGGGGACGCCAGUGGUCACCAUCGUCCAUGACUGCCAGGUGGUAGACAUCCCUGAGGCGCUCCUCGAGGACCAUGACCUCACUGUGGACUACAUCCUCACUCCAACCAGGGUCAUCUCCACGGGCUGCAAGCGCCCAAAGCCGGCAGGAAUCACAUGGUCCAAGAUCAGCCCUGAGAUGCUUGGGAAAAUCCCGGUACUCAGAAGCCUCCGCGACCGAGAGAAGCGGGCGGGGAAGGACAUCGCUCUUCAGGCUGAGCACCAGCCCUUCCUGGGAUCCGCCAGCCAGCACCCAGCGCUGCCAGGCACGGUCAGGAGGCCCCACGAUGCACCCCGGCCAGGGGCAGAUUCCCUGGAAGCAGCCUGUGGCCCCCGUGAGGGGGAGGACGUGCCGACUGCCACCGUGUGUGUGGGGAACCUCCCCCACGAUGCCCGCGUGAGGGACCUGAAGAGAGCCCUCCGUGAGCUCCGGGUGGCGCCCCUGCAACUCUCCUGGCGGGGACCACAGCACAGGGCGCUCCUCCACUACCGGGACCUGGCUGCAGCCCAGCAGGCCGCCUCCUGCUUGCAGGGCCUGCACCUGGGUGACAGUGCCCUGACUGUGGCCCUGGCCAGACCGUACAACAAGUCACCUGGGGGCUGCCCAGGCAGCUAGAGCCACCCUGGGGAGGAGUGUGACGUCCUGCCGUGCUGCUGCUGCGGCACUUGAGUCUGUAGCCCAGGGGAUGUGGGGGCGCCUCUGAGGCUCCUGUGCUGCCCCAGUGUCCCCGAGAGGGUGUGUGCAUGUCCUUAGGCCCCCAGAGGGGGACCUCGCUCACACCUUGAAACAAGAAGCUCUGGGACCUGGGUCCCGGUUUUCCUGCUGCGGUGCCCGUUAAGAUGGCAGCUCCCUGUCUUGCCUGCUCCCUGCCUGCGCCAGAGCUGAGGCCGCCCCUGGGAUGGGAGACGUGGCUGCACAGGUGGCCAUCAGAGCUGACGGGCCCGGCCCUGACGCCACCACCUCAGCUCCUGUGCCCAGCUGUGCCCCACACCAGCGCCACCCUCAUGCUGCACAGUGAGACCAGUCAGUGAGUCCAGGUGAGCCCGUCCCUGGGGCUCUCUGUCCACGGCCACCAAAGUGAUCCUCACCUAACCUGUCAACGCGCAGAGGAUCUGAAACUCCUUUAAUUCUUAGAAAUUAAAAUUGUCAUAAAAUAAAAGACUGAUUGAUUGGCAGGAGGUCAGUCAGCUGGAAGGUCAGGCUGCAGGCUCUCCCCGAAGCUUCCUUCUGAAGUCGUCUGGGAGGGCACUGCCUGUCCUCUGUGGCCCACAGCCGAGUCCCCCACUAACUGUAGAAUUUAUUUUUUUAAUGCAAUAACAACAAAAACAAGUAAGUGCCUGGAACCUGCCUGUCAGGUGGCUCAGGGCUUAUUCGAAUAAAGCGACACUUCCAGAUGAGUGACAGAGCUGGGCAGACACCUCUGGGUUCUAGAUGACAGCUUCUCCCUGGAAUGGCCCCUCAAGUGGCAAGCAAGAUCCCAGCAGGGGUCUCAGGGCACCAGGACGCUGGCAAGCUGGGGAGUAAAUGCUCAGGAGUGACCCCAACAAGCAGAGCUGGGGCUGGGCCAGGCCUCGGCACCCCCACUCUCCUGCAGGGUGCUUGACGGACCGGUGGGUUCAGCUCUGCCAUUUGUUGGAAAGGAUGGGUGUGUAGGAGUCCCUCUGGGAGCAGCCAACCCAGACGUAAGGGCGACGCAGCUCUGAAAACAGCUGUGUAAAGUGCUCAGAAAAUACCAAGAAAAGGAAGGUCACCCCUUAAUUCAGAACCACUGUGAUCCCAUGUGUUCUGUUCAAACGUCUGCUCCCAUGCGCAGGCUUCUUUAUUGUUACCCCAGUCGUUCUUGGAACAGUGGCAGGAGAGAUACCCCUCA